Molecule: messenger RNA, 1343 nt
Organism: Colletotrichum destructivum
Lineage: Eukaryota; Fungi; Ascomycota; Sordariomycetes; Glomerellales; Glomerellaceae
Product: Putative mitochondrial carrier protein
Exons: 2
Coding region: 206-1162 (318 amino acids)
Biological process (GO): mitochondrial phosphate ion transmembrane transport
Cellular component (GO): mitochondrial inner membrane
Molecular function (GO): phosphate transmembrane transporter activity
Source: RefSeq, a predicted model, not a curated record
UAAACUUGCAUCGUCCGUCCACGGCCAGCCACGUUCCAACCUCGUUCUUCAUGCUCACCCUUUGAUCGCGUAGACUUCCGUUGAAUUUGCUCAGUUCAUUCUCAAAUCAACUCACCACCACCACCACCACUAACGAGACGCGCCUGGAAGAGAAGAUUCAGAAGCAGUAGGACUGACGAGGACGAGCACACAUCACACAUCCACCAUGGCCGCCGCAAAAUCACCACAAACGGAGCUCCCGACCUUCUCCCCCGUCGACUAUGGAAAAUUCUUCGGAGCCGGCGCCCUCGCGGCGACUCUCACCCACGGUGCCGCAACGCCCAUCGACGUCGUCAAGACGCGCAUCCAGGUCGACGACGCCAUGAAGGGCCUCAACAUGCUCAAGGCCGGCCGCACCAUCGUCGCCAAGGAGGGCGCCUCCGCCCUGCUCACCGGCUUCGGCCCCACCGCCGUCGGCUACCUCGUCCAGGGCGGCGGCAAGUUCGCCGGCUACGAGUUCUUCAAGAAGAAGUUCAUCACCCUCGCCGGCGGGCCCGACAAGGCCGUCGACAGGCGCACCGCCAUCUACCUCGGCGCCAGCGCCACCGCCGAGGUCUUCGCCGACGUCCUGCUCUGCCCCCUCGAGGCCACCCGCAUCCGCCUCGUCUCCCAGCGCAACUACGCCUCCGGCCUGGUCCCCGGAUUCGCCCGCCUCGCCCGCGAGGAAGGGUUCCGCGGCUUCUACUCGGGCUUCGUGCCCCUGCUGUUCAAGCAGGUGCCCUACGCCGUCGGCCAGUUCUCCGUCCACGAGGCCGCCGUCGAGGUCAUCUACCGCGCCAUGGGCCCUGAGAAGAAGGCCAAGAUGACCCAGCUGCAGUCCACGGGGGUCGAGCUGGCCUCGGGCGUCGUCGCCGGUGUCGCCGCCGCCGUGCUAUCCCACCCGGCCGACACGCUGCUGUCCGCCAUCAACAAGGGCGCCGGCGACCCCAACCAGGGCGCCACGAGCCGCAUGAUCCAGCUCGCCAAGGAGUUUGGCCCAAAGCGCCUGCUGCUGACGGGCCUGGGUCCCCGUAUCGUCAUGACCUGCGGUCUGGUCGCCGGCCAGUUUGUCAUUUACGCGCAGUGCAAGACGCUGGUUGGUGCGCCGGCCGGCAUUGAGAUUCACAAGGAACAGUCUCUGUAGAUGGAUCUUUUUUUUUUUUUUUUUAUUUUACCACUUGGGUUUGUUGCGUUCACGCGUCUAGAGGGUAGAAAGGGGCAUGGGACGGUCUGGCGUUUCGGUUGCAUUGGUUCCGGCUGGUAGAAGCGGGCAGAUGAGCGAUUGCUUAGUUUACACUUGACAUAAUCCAUCACCUUAUUCUCUC